CUAUCCAUGAUCCUCACCUGGCUAUUGCCCCAGGAGAACUUUUUCGAGUUUUGAACCUGCUCACUCUGACCCUGCCGCACCAGGAAGCAAGUGUACGCGUGCACUAUUCAAUUUACAAAACGGCCAUGCUCUCCGCGAGCUUCUAUGCAUUGGCUCCGUGCUGUUCCCUCCUUGCGCUUUCCAGGCCUUCUCCUUGCUCACCUAAUGUGAUUUAGACUUGCCGCGUAAACAAGUGCAAGGUAUACAAGCGCAGUGGCUGGCUUCUACCACGAUAUAAGGAACGAGGAUUCCAACUGUCACAACAGAACAACACUCCUCUUCAACUCCUCCCAACUCCUCUACCCUCACCGACUACCAACAUGACUGACGUUCUUGGUGUUCUUGUCAUCGCUCGUAAUGGUGACCGCACAGAAUACUACCAGGACCCCAAGAACUAUGAGAGCUCCUACACCGAAAGCACUGCUCUUGGUGCUGCCGAAUCUCACCAGCUUGGGUCCUUCCUUCGCUCGACCUACAUGUCCUCAUCUUCUCCUUCAUACAUCGAGAAAUUGAAAACCGACCUCGUGGACACCCAUGAGGUUCACGUCCAUGUCAAGGCUGGCGGUGAGGGUACCGUGAUCUUUGACUCUGCUAUCGCCCUCCUUCAGGGUCUUUUCCCUCCUAACCCUGCCAACAAAAUCGUUCUUGCCAACGGAACCACCGUCAUUGCUCCUCUUGGUGGUUACCAGUACGUUCCAAUCGAGACUGUCGAGCCCUUCAACGACAGGUCCCUUGAGCCAUGGACCGACUGCCCAGCUUUCGAGCAACACAUUUCCAAUGUAUACUCGUCUCCUGAGUUCAAGGCGACCGCCCAGGCUGCCGGUUCUUUCUUCGGUGCUGUUAGGGACUACGUUUUUGGCCGCCCCACUACUCUUGAGAACGCUUGGAAUAUUUACGACUACGUCUCGACUGAGCUUUCUCACAACAAGACAUAUGCUCACCGCCUUCCUCCCACCUUGGUUGAGCAGGCUCGUGGCUUUGCUGACUACCACGAGAACGCCAUUUUCUCGGAUAAGGAUGUCGGUGGUAUUGGUAACUUGGCUGGCCGCACGAUCCUCCACUCGGUCUUGAACUCCCUCCAACGUAUUGCAUUCAACGGUGACCCUCUGCAGUUCCUCCUCAUUGAGACCUCAUACCAGCCUUUCAUCUCGCUAUUCCACAUGCUUGAGAUGACCAAGGAGAACCCUGAGCUUGCCAGUAUCCCGAACUAUGCUUCUGCUCUUGCCUUCGAGCUCCGUCGCGGACCUCCCCCUGAAGACCGUGACUUCGUCAGGAUCAAGUUCAAGAAUGGCACCAACGGCGACUUCGAGACCUUCCACGCUUUCGGCCACAAGAACGACAUCUCUGCAACGGAAUUCAUCUACAAGAUCAGGAACUACGCCAUUACCAGCCAGAAGCAAUGGGCCGCUAUUUGCAACUCAGGUCUUGAGGGUGGCUGGUUCCAAAUCGGCUCUCAGAACGAGGUUUCCAGCACUGUCUUCGCCAUUCUGGCUGCUGUCUUCCUCCUCGGCAUGUUUGUUCUCUCCAAAUUCGUCAAGAAUGCCCGUGCCAAGGCUCAGAGCACUCGCAUCCGCCUUGCUGACGACGAGGUGAGUCAGUCGCACCUGCCCCAGAGCCCGUAUCCCAAUUAUGGAACCCUUUUGAACGUCCGCCCUGGUAUCGUGCCUUUCUGAACCGUACCGACCAACUGUCCUUUCUCAUGACAGAACGUCGUCGCUCAGCCCGCUUCUAUGAAUGAGAAGCAGCACCUUCCUUUGUAAGCGCCGGUUUAGUAGGAGUCGGGGAGGUUGAAAAGUAUCUUCGUUAUACGCUUCAGUGGGGUGGGGUUUUUUGUUUGAUUUGUAUUUGGACCGCAUCGCAUUGCUUCACGGACUCUUCCCACAUUUUUUCUUCUCAUUUGCAAUAUGACUGUUGUAGUUUAUUAGACUCGGUUCCCAUAGUUUUGUAAUUUCACACAUUUUCUCGGAUCUUUGCAUUACUUGCUGUGA
Molecule: messenger RNA, 2027 nt
Organism: Suillus bovinus
Lineage: Eukaryota; Fungi; Basidiomycota; Agaricomycetes; Boletales; Suillaceae
Product: histidine phosphatase superfamily
Exons: 9
Coding region: 360-1712 (450 amino acids)
Biological process (GO): dephosphorylation
Molecular function (GO): phosphatase activity
Source: RefSeq, a predicted model, not a curated record